CAUACACUCCAUACCCUCGUUUUAGCUUAUAAGAACAACCAACAUUCUCAUAUGUAAUGCUAAACAAACAAAAAAAAUGUAAAAGUAUUUAAUUUAGUUUCUAUAUCAUAGAAUUUUGUUCAAUUAAGUUUUUAUAUAACAAAAUUUUAUUUAAUUUAAUCUUUAUAUUAUAAAAUUUUAUUUAUUUUAAUUUUCAUAUUUUAUAUAAUUUAAUUCUUAUGAUAUAGUGAAAAAAAAAAAAAUCCAACACAUUAGCAUCAUAUCAACAUCACUAACAUCGAUUUGGACACUUGUUUAAACUUUAGAGUUCCUCCCUAAUCUUCGAGAGUCGCACGUGGUACAAGCUGCAGUCCAAGCAAAGCCGAAGUCCUUGUGUGUCUUUGAGAUGGACUGGACUUCAAUCCGGCUUUCACAUUGAGAGCACCUAGGAAACAAAGGAAAAAGGUCUUUCAACUUCAUAGCAUACACUGAAAGAUGAAAGGAGUCGCACUUUCACCAUCAAACAACUUCAGUUGCUACGCCAAAAUCCGAACCGAUCAAACACCCCGACCCAUCAAAAGCUUAACCCAAUUCCAAUUCCCAUUAUUCAACAACAAAAACCAAAACCAAUCAAGCAAAAACCAAUCACUUCUCUCAUUUUCCGUAAACUCAAUCAAAAACACAGAGACCCCAAUAACCCAACCGCCACCCUUAGUAGUAGUUGGCUCAGCCAAUGCAGAUAUCUAUGUGGAAAUCGACAGAUUACCCAAAGAAGGAGAGACCAUAUCAGCGAAAAGUGGCCAAACUCUUGCAGGAGGCAAAGGAGCCAACCAGGCAACAUGUGGGGCGAAACUUUCUUACCCGACAUAUUUUGUAGGACAAGUAGGCGAUGAUGCACAUGGGAAAUUGAUAACUGAGGCAUUGGGAAAUGGUGGGGUCCGUUUGGAGUAUUUGAAGAGUUUGGGUAGUGGUGUGCCUACCGGUCAUGCUGUGGUGAUGUUGCAGUCUGAUGGGCAGAAUUCUAUUAUCAUUGUUGGUGGUGCUAAUAUGAGUUGUUGGCCUGACAAAUUGUCUGACCAGGAUUUGGAUGUAAUUAAGAAGGCUGGCAUUGUUUUGCUUCAGAGGGAAAUUCCGGAUUCUGUCAAUAUUCAAGUUGCUAUGGCCGCAAGGAGUGAAGGUGUUACUGUAAUUAUGGAUGCUGGUGGAAUGGAUGCACCAAUGCCCCAAGAAUUGUUGAAUUUUGUUGAUAUCUUGAGCCCAAAUGAAUCUGAACUUGGUCGAUUGACUGGAUUGCCUACUGAGAGUUUUGAGCAGAUUAGUCAAGCAGCUGCAAAAUGUCACAAAAUGGGUGUUAAGCAAGUUCUUGUGAAACUUGGGGCCAAGGGAUCUGCCUUUUUUGUAGAAGGUGAGGAGCCAAUCAGACAGCCUAUCAUUCCAGCUGCAAAAGUUCUAGACACAACAGGAGCUGGUGAUACUUUUACUGCAUCUUUCGCAGUGGCUCUGGUAGAGGGGAAGUCCAAAGAGCAAUGCUUGAAAUUUGCUGCAGCAGCAGCCUCUCUUUGUGUUCAAGUGAAAGGAGCCAUUCCUAGCAUGCCUGACAGGAAAUCUGUUUUGAAGCUUCUUCAGUCUGCAUGAAUUUAUUCUUGUUUCCAUGAUGGUUGGGUGCAAUGUUCCUCUAUGCAUAUAAAUAAAGCAUCAGAUUUCAUUUUGGUUUACUGGAUAUAAGAGUUUUACAAAUUAGAUGUCAGAGGAAAGUAUGAAAUCUGUAAGAGAAAGGCUGUGCCAGAGUUAAAAUAAGGAAAAAUGAUAAUGUUGCACACUAUGUUG
Messenger RNA from Theobroma umbraticum, 1806 nucleotides. Its product is annotated as pfkB-like carbohydrate kinase family protein. Gene Ontology annotation, molecular function: ribokinase activity. Gene Ontology annotation, biological process: D-ribose metabolic process. The record is from RefSeq and is a predicted model, not a curated record. Lineage: Eukaryota; Viridiplantae; Streptophyta; Magnoliopsida; Malvales; Malvaceae.